Messenger RNA from Penicillium pulvis, 210 nucleotides. RefSeq lists its product as uncharacterized. NCBI's taxonomy places the organism in Eukaryota, Fungi, Ascomycota, Eurotiomycetes, Eurotiales, Aspergillaceae. The transcript is spliced from 2 exons. The coding region runs from base 1 to 210 and encodes 69 amino acids. The record is from RefSeq and is a predicted model, not a curated record.
AUGGUCGACGUCAUUCUCUCGUAUGGCGUGGUGGGUCGCUUGCUUCCAACGCAAUCACGAAGACUCGACACCUCGAAAUCAAUUCCGACUGGAUGGACCAUGGAGGUCACUUUGAAAGCUGACUGCAGGAGUCCUGCCGCAUCCCCAGUUUUUGGCCCCAGCGCAGGCGCUACUUGCUACAGUACUCUACUGUACGCUGCGUACAUAUAG